Molecule: messenger RNA, 627 nt
Organism: Umbelopsis ramanniana AG
Lineage: Eukaryota; Fungi; Mucoromycota; Umbelopsidomycetes; Umbelopsidales; Umbelopsidaceae
Exons: 3
Coding region: 101-514 (137 amino acids)
Source: RefSeq, a predicted model, not a curated record
UGACUUCAGGUUGGGGAGUUCAAACAGAAGGAGUAGCUGAGGGCCUGGAUUACUAAUCUACGUUUUCGAGGCAGUUACCCAAACCAAUACACAUAAAUUCAUGGGGAUCAAAGAAACACUUAUAGAAAAAUAUACAAAAUGUAAAGCAUGUAUGACUCAUGGUUUGUACAGAAUACGUGUAGUAUAUCAUAACUUCGGUUCUGGCUCUACUAUCAUAUCGAAGCGCGGGGUCACUGUUUUCAUUCGGCGAAUAAAAGAGAGCAAAUAUACCACCACAUGUAACCGAAAUAUCCCGAUUACUAGCAGUUUUUGGAAGACUAUUCAAGAGUGCAGCAUAACGAAUGGAAGGAUUGCAAGGCCAUUCUACAGAUCAGAUCGGCGACGUAGAGUAUGUUCAGCUGCUUGGGCACCAACUGAUAAGAUAAUGAAAGGAUUCCGUGUGGGAGAGCUUCACUGGUCACUCACUGCAUCCGUUGUGGGGACGGGAGGUAUACUUUGCCAGCCAGCUUACUGAACUGAAACCAUGAUAGAUACGAUUAUCAGCACGUGAUGGAAGAAUUGGAGUCAGCUAGCUACGAUCCGGGGUUGCCAAAAACUACGCUAUGAAAACUGUAGAAAACUGGUUGC